This is a messenger RNA of Baudoinia panamericana UAMH 10762, 3501 nucleotides long. RefSeq lists its product as uncharacterized. NCBI's taxonomy places the organism in Eukaryota, Fungi, Ascomycota, Dothideomycetes, Mycosphaerellales, Teratosphaeriaceae. The record is from RefSeq and is a predicted model, not a curated record. The transcript has a single exon. Bases 267 to 3467 code for a protein of 1066 amino acids.
ACGUCUAGUUGUAUUAUACACACCUCAUUCUUGCUUUGGUCAACUUUGACUUGCUCUUGCACUUUAAGGCCUUGAAGCCUCGUUCCUUCCUCAAGCGGAAACGCCACAAACUACAAGAUCCACACUAAGUCAAACUCAGUCCCGACAAUCCAACCCUCGCUCAAUUGCACCAACCAUUAUUUAGUCGAAGAUACAGACCUCAGGCACACCAACGCAGUCACACCUCCAUAUUCACAUGCGCUCGUUCAACACAACAUCCUUUCACAAUGGCGACGCAAGCACCUUCCAAACCUAAGAUAACCUACGCCUCUAUCCCUCCACCACCCCUUCCGGAGUUCUAUCUCAAAGAGCUACUCGCCGGUGACAGCAACUCAUCUACAAGCGGCCACGAUGCUGCCCUGGAAAAAGAUAUCAAGCAAGAAGUCGUAGUGAAAGCGCCUGCAUCCACCUUGUCCGACAAGCUUCCAGCAUUUCCGGGAGAUGGAACCUAUGAGACCGUUACCAUGACUCGACGCAGACCUUCCACCUAUCAGUCCGCAGCAGUCAUCACUAUCCCCACGACCCGAGGAGCGGAGGGAAGGGUGGGUGUGCCUGACGUCCCGCCAUUAGCAGUCUACCACAUCUGCCGCAUCUGUCUCCGCCCUCGAAGCGCUCGCUUUCACCGAGAGCAUCCAAUCCCAAUCAACGGUGUGCCACCUCCGCCAGGCAUAUGUCGUAGAUGCCGAGUCGCGCCGGUCGAGGAGGUUGCGUCUCUGGAUAAGGUUAUGAAAGUCACCACUCAGUCGGAGAGCAAUGAGAUCAAGCUGGGUAUUGCUUGUCUCAUGCCUGAAGAGGCCUGUGUGUCGAAGGGAGUGCUUGAAGAGAGGAGGGUUAGGAAGUUGGUGGAGGAAAUUAGUCGGAAGCAGUUGCGCGAGGAGAGCGAGGCGAGCGAUGACGGUAAGGUGAGUGAGAAGAAGGAGAGUAAGAAGGAGAGCAGUCCUCAGAGACGGAAAGAUAUCGUUUACCGCCACGUCCGAGCCCGUGAAGAGGGUCCGACUCUAAGCCAGCCAGUGAAGGAGCGUACUAUCAUUCGCUACGUUGGAGGAGGUUUCACCGGUGGCGGUGAGAGCAAGCCCAAUAACCCCGAGCAGCCGACAAAAGCCUCUGACAGGACUGAUCGUAGAUCGUCGGCGACGGUACCAAAGCCGUCAGUAGAGACCGUGUCGAAGUAUUCCGGCUUCAAGCUCAUGGGAGAAGGCACGAUAAAGGCAGCUCCAGUUUCUGUGGCCCGCGUUACAAAAGCAAUCAGUGUCAUGUCAGUCAGCGAAGUGGAGCCAGCCAAACCCGAGCACACGGAGGCGGACAUUCGGAAGAUAGCUCGCGAAGAGAUUAAGCGGUAUCGGCAGGCUGAGAGGAAGCUCGAGGCUCACUCUGACCCGUAUGCGCAUGGUCGCAUGGUGCCUAUUCAACGCCGUAUCGAGCAAAGGUCUCACACUUUCAGGGCGCCAACUGGGCCAACCGGAUCCGAGCGGCGCGAUCUUGAUCAGCGGAGUGCCAAGGCACAGCGUGCUGCUAACAAGUUGAAUGAGCACAUGGGCGAAUUGAAGAGGAAGGUAACGGAAAUCGAAACGCAAAAGGCGAAAGUACAAGUUCGACCAGAAGCUGGCGUAGAGGAAGGGCCUACCAGACCACAGCCGCAGCGAGUUAUUUCCGUAAAGCCAGGAUGGCUACAGCAGUCUGAGGAUAAUGUAAUGACAAGACAGCCGGACAGCAGACCCAACGGUAAGCCCUCAGUUGGUGGGUCUGACACUUCAGGCUCAGGAUGGGCUUCUGAGACCCCAGUCAAGCCGAUUCGGUCAUCUGUGAGGACAGACAAAGAGGAGGCCAGAAGCGUGAGGAGUGAGCGACGCAAAUGGGAUCUAAUGACGGAGGCUGAGCGGACCGAUCAGCCUGAAAGGCGUGGUCAGCCUACUAGAGUUAGAUUGCGAGAAGUGGUUGAGGUGGUUGACCAACGGAGACCACGGGAGGAUCCCGACAUCUGCCGCUCGACACGAGACUGGUACGACGUGGUUGAGAUCAUUGAAGAAGUGGAGGUACCUGCGAAGCCGAGGACGCGGGCGAGGGAGCGUUGGGAUCACGAUGGCCAGUCAACAGAGUACGGCGGUGUACUAGUCGAUAGUGUUAUGGACAAACGCGACAAGCAGCCGGAGCAAAUUCGGCGCCGUCAACCACUGGAAGGCAGCUACUCGGCGGCUGAAGCCAAACAUCCAGCGACGGAAGGCACAGUCUCGGUAGCUGGAGGCGAACGUUCAGCGGUUAUGUCUGCCAAACGCGCGGAGACCGACUUGGCCAAGGAUGAGGCAUCGACUAAGGCGGGGAGUACGCGCCCUUCCCGGGUCGAGGAUGAAGAGCUUAGAUACCGCAAGGAUGAAUACCGCAGCGAGCCGAAGCGGGGACCACCUUCUCUGUCUAGUCAGAAGACGCAGUGGCCUCGGGCAACGGAUACUGAUGGCCGGCCAGUCAGGCCUCGAGCUUCCGAUCGCAGGUGGGCCGCUGCUGCCGCCGAGCGUAAGGAGCCAGCCAACCAGUCUCACGAUGAGCGUAGCGAACCGGAACCUGGACGAGAAGAUCCGGAGGCGUAUGCUAGAUCCCGGCCUGGCGUAGCCGGUAAAGAGUCGCGCAGACCUGCUUCACCAGAAACCGAGUAUAUUGAAACUGAGCGCCGAGUUGAGCCCCUGGUCAACGAUCCUGACCAGUCAUGGCGCCACCGGCACGUGGAAACAGAGGAGAUCUACCGUCAUGGCCACGGCCCACGUCCUGUGAGCUCAGAUCCACCGCCAUCGAGACGUGAGGAGCGACGAUACGAGCGCCGUCACCAGUACGCAGAAACGAAACAAGGCGCCGGAAGCGAGCACUCCAGCCGUGUGCGUUUUGCGAGUAAGGUCGACAUCUCGCCCACGCCGCCUGGUAGCGAAGCAAGCUCCACUCAACACCGCAACAUAGGCGCCAAGCCUAGGAGCAAGAAGCGCUUGGACGGCACUGCGGAAGAGGAUGGGGAGAGCGGGGAGGCGUUGAUUGCGGAGUACGAGCGCCGUGGUAGAGCCAGGUCUCGUUCCAGCGCGCCUAGACGUGACGGAGAGCGGGAGUAUUACUACGAGCGUGAGGAGAUUCGCCCGCGCAGGAGAGAUAACGAGUGCGCUCCCAGUGGGCGUUCUGACAGCGGAUACACUCCGAGCAGGAGCAGUAGGCCGCUUGAGGAGGCGUGGAGUAACAGUCCAUCGCGCGAGUGGGAUGCUCCUUCUAGAAUGUCAGGGAGCGAAAGGGUCGAUGGACAUGGACCGUUUCAUCCCGAGAUGGCCAGGCAGGAGAGCAUGGACGUGCUUGGAGGGAGUGGAUUUAGUCGGGCGGCGGAGGAUGGACCGUUUGGGCAUGCACAUGGGUUGCAGCCGGCGCCUGCUACGGAUUUCUCUGGUACAGCGCGAUGGUAAGCAAUGAGGAUCUCGGUGGCUUCGCAAUUGCUUG